UCUCUCUCUCUUUCUCUCUCUAAGAUUGUUGCGUUGCGUUGCGUUGCUUGUUUUGGUGUGAUCUGAAACCAUUGACCCGAAACCGAUGGGCUCGUCUGUGAGAACCGUAGAGGGGAAGAUAAGCCAGAACGUCGUCGUAAUGAGGCACGGCGAUCGCAUUGACAACUUCGAGCCGCUCUGGUCGGCUUCUGCGGCUCGUCCUUGGGACCCACCCCUAGUUGAUGCUGGCUUGGUCCGAGCCUUCUGCACGGGCCGCAAGUUCCGGACCCAACUCGGCUUCCCGAUCCACCGUGUCUUCGUCUCCCCCUUCCUCCGCUGCCUCCAAACCGCCUCCCAAGUCAUCUCCGCCCUCUGCGCCGUCGAUGAUGUCGACCCCACCGUCAUGACCUCCGAUGGCCUCAAACUCGAUCCCUCCAAGCUCAAGGUCUCUAUUGAGUAUGGACUGUGUGAGAUGUUGAACAGGGAAGCCAUAAGACCUAACGUGGCUCCUAAAGAUGGAGAUUUUGGUUUCCAUACCUCAGAGCUUGAAGCAAAGUUACCUGCUGGGACAAUCGAUCACUCUGUGGAACCAGUGUAUGAAGAGUUGCCACGAUGGGAAGAGACAGUGAUUGGUGCGAGGCGUAGAUAUGCCCAAAUUAUUAGGGCCCUGGCAGAUAAAUUCCCUUCAGAAAAUUUGUUGUUUGUCACACAUGGGGAAGGAGUCGGGGUUGCGGUUUCUGAAUUCAUGAAGGACAUUAAUGUAUAUGAAGUAGAGUAUUGUGCAUACUCACACUUACAAAGAUCCGUCUCUGUUGGUGAGAACAAGUCAUUUACUGCCGGAGAAUUUGAGGUGCUCAUACACAAGACUCAAACCGGUAUCAGCUACUACCCAAGCAACAUGGACAAGGUCGGAGGUGAUCCUUUGGCUGAGAUAAUCCCCUCUUGAAGAAUUCCUUCAUCCAUUUAUUGUCACAUCAGAAUUCCUUUCGGGGACAUCCUACAUCCUCCUGGUGCUCCGCAGGUUUAACAAAAUUUGUUUGAUGGUGUCACGAUUAUUUCAAUAAUUACUUUAUCUAUUUUUGUUUUUGGUUUUUUUGGUUCAUUGUAUUUUUGGACAGCUGGUGAUUGAAAAUGUAUGAAUGUUGACAAUAAAAAUAAAUAGGUUGUUUUGCUCUUGAAAUGCAUCA
This is a messenger RNA of Camellia sinensis, 1166 nucleotides long. RefSeq lists its product as uncharacterized. The record is from RefSeq and is a predicted model, not a curated record. NCBI's taxonomy places the organism in Eukaryota, Viridiplantae, Streptophyta, Magnoliopsida, Ericales, Theaceae.